UCCGGUGUCUUGGCGAAUCUCUUUUCCGAGCAGGCCGGUAUCUGGGCUUGUAUAUAACCCAGAGGGUUGUUCACAUAGGUGUACGAUGGAAAGCAUCAAAGCAAGCACAAGCCAACAUCUGGUUUACCAUCUGCAUACAGCAACAGCCGUCCCUACCCCCUCUCCAUGAUGCGCACCCUAACAUUCUUGGCCUCCUGCGCCUCUCUGGCCAUCGCGCAGUCGGGCUCGCUACAGCAAGUGUUGAGCGAAGGCGGGCUUACCGACUACCUCAACCUGCUCCAAAGCGUCAACUCGCCGGUCUUGACCGAGGGCACCAACCUCAUUGUCUAUGCCACCAUAAACGCCGCGUUCAACGGCAACUCGACCAUCAAACGCCGCGACGAGGCUGCCGAAAAUGCAGCCUUGGCGGCAAUCCAGACUUCCAACAGCGAAGCAACGUCGAGCGCGAAAAAGCGGGACGCGAGUCUUAGUUGCGGGCCCGGGGUCGCGCGGCGGACUUGGCUCAGCGACCCUCGCUGGGUGAACCUGGGUCCCGGACGCAACCAGACCGUGGUGGAGAAGCAGCUGGCCUCCUCAGGGCCCGUCGUCCUCACCGGCUUGGGAGAAGGCAUCAGGGUGACGGGCUCGGAGCUUCGUUUCGACCGCGGAGUGGUCUACCCCAUCGCAGACUUCUUCAAACUGCCGGCGACCGUAUCUGAAACGCUCCCUUUUGUCGGUGCCGAAAAGUUCAAAGCUGCCCUGGACCGGGCAGGAAUCCUCCCCGGGCUGGACAACACGACCGCCAUCACCGUCCUUGCGCCCAGCGACAGCGUUUUUGCCAAGGCCGGAAACUGGACUGCUGCCCAGCUGAAGCAGCACAUCAUCGUGGGGCACGUGAUUUAUAGCACGCAGUUCCGGGAUGGGCAGGUUCUGCCCACGCUGGGCGGAGGCUCUGUGACCGUCUCGGUGCAGGGUGGCAUCAUCAGCGUUGGCGGGGCGCGCAUUGUGGCGAGCGACGCCAUUAUAAAGAACGGUGUUAUUCACACCAUUGGCAAUGUCCUGAAGCCCACGACACCCACCCCGGUGCCGUCGACUGUGCCGGUUGCGGCCGGAGCUAUGCUAAGGCCACUGGUAUGGCAGGCCAUGGUUAUCGGCUUUGCGGUGAUGCUUGGGCAGUGGUAAUGUGAGCAACCUUGGCUAGAGAGGAGGUUGGUAUUUGUGACGAAAUCUUACGACGGGCUUAAUGGUCUUUGCUAGCGUUGAGGGAUUUCCUUGCAACUGGGCGUAUUUGAGAUAAUAUGAGAUCCGAUGCCGCG
Messenger RNA from Gaeumannomyces tritici R3-111a-1, 1295 nucleotides. RefSeq lists its product as hypothetical. Gene Ontology annotation, biological process: extracellular matrix organization; cell adhesion. Bases 166 to 1161 code for a protein of 331 amino acids. NCBI's taxonomy places the organism in Eukaryota, Fungi, Ascomycota, Sordariomycetes, Magnaporthales, Magnaporthaceae. The transcript has 3 exons. Gene Ontology annotation, cellular component: extracellular matrix. The record is from RefSeq and is a predicted model, not a curated record. Gene Ontology annotation, molecular function: cell adhesion molecule binding.